This is a messenger RNA of Cololabis saira (Pacific saury), 2828 nucleotides long. Its product is annotated as nucleolar protein 4-like. The coding region runs from base 169 to 1503 and encodes 444 amino acids. The record is from RefSeq and is a predicted model, not a curated record. The transcript has 7 exons. NCBI's taxonomy places the organism in Eukaryota, Metazoa, Chordata, Actinopteri, Beloniformes, Belonidae.
CCCAUCUAUAUACAGCUGCACCUUCUAGCUAUAGAAAAUAAUCAGUAUAGAAUAACUGAAUACAAAAGAAAACCAAAGAAAACAAUAUGACAGUGAUCGACAUAUCUUUGUAAUCUUGCAGAAGUAGCCUAAGAUGAUUCCCUAUCAGAGUGUGGCAAUGGAAAUGGCAUGGCUGUCCUGACCCCACCCUCCUCUAUUGUGAUGGAUAGUGCCAUAGUCAGGGAAACAGAGGUCAGCGGCAAUGGUGAGUCUGCCAUACUUGACUUCAGCAGGCCUACUUCUUCUCCCUCCUCUGAUGACAAGCAGCCAGGCAACCCGAGUGACCCGCCCCCCCAGCACCAGACUGUGUCCUCCUCACAAGCGCCCAUCACUGUCUCGGCGGCGGCUGCAGCACUGCUCGGAGCUCUGCAACAUAAUGCAUCAGACGAUCUACAUAGACAAUACCUGAUUGUGGCCAAACAGCCUGUAGCUUCAUACCCAGCCCUACCUCCAAACACACACACCGCAGAACCUCCGCUGGACAGGCAAGGCCAGGACGAUGGAAGCAAGUCCCCACAGUGCAAUAUGAGUGGCAGCUGCAAUGGCGUGAAGAUGGACCUGAAUACAGAUGGCCAGACUGCGAGGCGUCAGGUCUGCCAAGUUGCCCCGGAUGAUGACGAUGAUGAUCAUGAUGAUUAUGACGACAAUGACAAGAUCACUGAUACAGAAGGUGUUGACACUGAGAGAUUAAAGGCCUUCAAUAUGUUUGUUCGGCUGUUUGUGGAUGAGAACUUGGAUCGGAUGGUGCCGAUCUCCAAACAACCCAAGGAGAAGAUCCAAGCCAUUAUUGAAUCCUGCUGUAGACAGUUUCCAGAAUUUCAGGAACGAGCCCGCAAGCGCAUCCGUACCUACCUCAAAUCCUGUCGACGCAUGAAGAAAAGUGGUAUGGAGACCCGUCAUACUCCACCUCACCUCACCUCAGCUAUGGCUGAGAACAUCCUGGCUGCUGCCUGUGAGAAUGAAUCACGUAAUGCAACAAAGAAGAUGCGCCUUGAAGGCUACCAUGAUGAGCAGAUCUCUAUAGAAAAAUCAAGUAACGGAGGCGUUCUGAGGGAGCCUGCAUCCCUUGCACAUGCUGUCUAUUCCUUGGCCACGUCAUCCUUCUCGUCCCAGAACUCCCAGGUCUAUAUCAACGGAACUGGCUGCAGCUAUGGUUACUGUGCAUACCCUGGCCUGGACAGCGCCAUUCAACACCGGGUUUCUUUGACAGCUGGUAAUUCUGCUCAAAACAAUGGCCCCACAGACCUCAGCGUGAAAUCUCUCUCAAACAACAUCAGUAACUCGUCCGAGUCCAGCCCCAACAACGUGGAUGUGCGGGGCACUGGAGGGGCGGUGACAUCCAUCCAGUUCAGGCAGCCAGAGGUCACGGCUGUGCGUCAGUUGAUUGCAGGAUACCGGGAGUCAGCUGCCUUUCUGCUUCGCUCAGCAGACGAGCUGGAAAACCUCAUCCUGCAGCAGAACUGAUAUGAGAGGAGAUGCGGGAAAACACACUCAAGCCUUUGCAUUUUGUUUGUAUCUGCCCUCCCAUACAUCUUAAACUGUGCCACUCAAAGAAAAGCUCUGGAAACUGUGGGAGGAUAGACGACUCAUACCCUGUCAUAUACAAGAAAACAGUGUGUCUGAUCUUCUCUACAGUUCAUCACCCAGAGCUUAGUGCUGGGAUGAGAAAAGAAAAGUGCUUGAAGACCAAAGAAGCAUGGAAAAGGAGAAGAGAUUAUUGAGUCUGCCACUGUUGUUUUUAGAAAGAUGACAUUACUUACCAGUGGGUCGGAAAGUAAAGAUUUUGCUUUGCGAAUGUCAAUUUAUCAAUAUGAUAGUCACAAAUUAAAAAAAACAACUCCCUAAAUUAAGGCCAGUAAAGUUAUUUGUUUUUUAUUUGAUUUGAUUUAAUUCACUUUUCCCAAGUGACUGAGGGAAGGAGAAUUGGACUGACAUGUUGAAACAUAGAGCUGGAUAUAGACUUUAACUCUGGAUGAGAUUAGUAUGGAAACUGGAAAAGAACAGCAUACAUAAAUAAUAAUGUUUUUGUGCUUGCUUGUAUAAAAGCUCUUAUCUAUAGCACUUUCUCUCCCUUGAAACAUCACCUUACCCUCUUAAUUCUCACUCUGUUUACCCAGGGAGCAACUUGAUACUUAUGCAUUCAAGACACUAUUUUCACCACCAAUAAUUACCUCAAAUCAAAACUGCCAAUUCCAGUUCUUUUGUUUUUCCUCUCUCAUUAAACGUUUCAACCAGUUUACUACUACUUCACCACCUGUCUUCAAGGUCUCAAGAUUUCUUUGGGGAGAAUCAAACUGUAUUGUGCAAAAAAAACAACCUGUAACCAUGAAUCAUUUCAAGAACUGAUGUUGAAAUUGCAAAUAUUGAAACUCUUCUUGCAUUUGUCUGAGAUUGUUUGUACUGUUUAUUGUGGACACAGGAGGAAUCAGGGAUAAAGUUAACAGGAGUGUGUGUGUGUGUGUGUGUGUGUGUGUGUGUGUGUGUGUGUGUGUGUGUGUGUGUGUGUGUGUGUGUGUGUGUGUGUGUGUGUGUGUGUGUGUGUGUGUGUGUGUGUGUGUGUGUGUGUGUGUGUGUGUGUGUGUGUGCGUGCGUGUGUGCGUGCAUUUGUUUAAAGGAUAAGACAGUAAAGGUCUUAAAUUUCGGUGAGGUUAAAUGUGGCCAUUUUACCUCCUGUUUCUUCUGUUUACAAAUGUUAUUCCAAUAAACCUUUAGAAUACAAACUGUCCUGGCUGCAGACCUCCAGUGUGGGAUCUCUAUAUGAAGCACAGUUCCAUUCUCAGACCUGUAAA